AUGUCUGAUCACGAGGAUAGUUCACAGAUAUCUGCAGAAAUAGAAUAUGCCUCAUUAAAACAGAAGAAGUCGAGAACCAAAGCAGGUUAUACCCGAAUAAGAAAUAGACUUUUGGAUCUGUGUAAAUCGGACUCUGACACUAGUGGUGAGGAGCUAAAAGAAUGUUUAGACCGAUUGGAAGCAGAAAUGGACAAAUACCAAAGUAGCCUAGACAAUAUGAUUGAACAUUUAAAAAUUACAAAGAACACAAAAGAGUUGAAAAAAGUUACAGAAGAGGUGGAAGAGUGCGAUAGUAGUUAUGAAAAAGGGGCAAAAGAGUACCACAGGAAACAGAAAGAGAUAAGUACAGGUCAAGGAAGUCAUGGCGCUGAAGAAGAAAGUAAAAUUGGUAAGGAUCUUUGGAAACAAUUGAAAAAGGUUUCUAUACCAAUUUUUUACGGAAACAAAAUUAAGUACCCCGCAUGGAAAGCUGCAUAUUACUCAUGUGUAGACAGCGCAGAGCAUUGUAGUGCCGAAUAUAAACUUUUGCAGCUCAGGCAAUAUCUAGGAGGGGAGGCAUUGGCUUCUAUAGAAAAUCUUGGUCAUUCUGCGGCGGCUUAUGAUGCCGCGAAGGAACGAUUAGAAAGGAAAUAUGGAGGUACAAAACGCAUUGUAAAUAGAUUUCUGGAUGAACUAGAGAAAUUUCCACCUCUUAAAAAUGAAAAUGUGAAAGGAUUAGAAAAUUUUGCUGAUUUAUUGGACAUUGCCGUCAUAAAUUUGAAAGAAGUAGACCAUAUGGAAGAUUUGAAUGAUGGGUCACUGUACUAUAGACUUAUGAAAAAGUUGCCGCAGUCUAUGCUUAUUCGCUACAAUAGGAAGGUUCAUGAACAAGAAUUAGUAGAAGGAGUAGAAACGUUAAGAACAUUUGUGAACCAAGAGGCAGAAUAUGCUGUUAACGCUGAAGAAACCAUCUAUGGGUUAACAAAUCACCAUUUUAACAGACAAACUGAAAAGCCAGCUAGAUCCUAUUUUGGAAACACAGAUCAGAAGAAAGGUGCAUGUAGAAUUUGCUACAAAGAUCAUAGAGUUUGGGAAUGCCAAAGAUUUAAAGAUAUGACAAUAGAAGAUAGGUGGAAGAAGGCAAAAGAAAAUCGUUUAUGUUUUCGUUGUUUACAAUCAAGUCAUACUGGAAAAGAAUGUCGAUAUAAAGGGAAAUGUGGCAUAGAUGGAUGCGAAAAAACCUACAAUCGAUUACUGCACAAUGUAGGAAGAGCUGUAGAUGCAGGAUUAAAUGCUCAGGCUGAAACAUUUGAACCAAAGGCACAAACACAAGAAAGAGUGUUUACAUCUAGUCAUUCAAACUACAUAUCAUUAAGAACAGUUCCUGUAAUAAUCAAAGUGCAUGAGAAAGAAAUCAAAAUAAAUGCAUUACUUGAUGAUGGUAGUACAAAAUCAUACAUAAAUGAAGAUGUUAUUGCUGAACUUGGAAUUAGUGGUGAAAAACAAACAGUUGAAGUCAAUGUAAUAAAUGGUAAAACUGAAAGAUUUGACACAAUGGAAGCUAACUUUACUUUGCUUGAUACAAGCAAAAACUUUGAAAUUGAAAUGACUGUUCAAACAACAAAAAAUGUAACAGGAAGGCUGCAAGCUAUUGACUGGAAUAGAAAUGCAAAGAAAUGGUCACAUCUUCAGGGAAUCAACUUUCCGAGAAUUGGCAAACGGUCAAAGGUUGAUCUGCUUAUUGGACUUGACUAUGUUGAAUUACACAGAUCACUAGGUGAUACAGAGUGA
Messenger RNA from Mya arenaria, 1770 nucleotides. RefSeq lists its product as uncharacterized. The record is from RefSeq and is a predicted model, not a curated record. NCBI's taxonomy places the organism in Eukaryota, Metazoa, Mollusca, Bivalvia, Myida, Myidae. The coding region runs from base 1 to 1770 and encodes 589 amino acids. The transcript has a single exon.